This is a messenger RNA of Bradysia coprophila, 3673 nucleotides long. RefSeq names its product Kinesin-like protein at 54D (gene Klp54D). Lineage: Eukaryota; Metazoa; Arthropoda; Insecta; Diptera; Sciaridae. Gene Ontology annotation, biological process: mitotic spindle organization; spindle elongation; microtubule-based movement. The record is from RefSeq and is a predicted model, not a curated record. Gene Ontology annotation, cellular component: microtubule associated complex. Gene Ontology annotation, molecular function: microtubule binding; ATP binding; microtubule motor activity.
AGAAAAUUCUCCAGGAUGUAAAAUUAAGACUCCCAAUACUUCGAGUGGGCUUAAAAGGUAUGUCUGAAAUAGAUGAGUCGGUGAGUAUAAUAGCUACCCUUCCGUACAAUUUCAAUCGCUCAAUAUACUGGCACUAAUGACUAUUUAGAAAAAUGACAAUCAUAUACUUACCAGAGGAGAAACUAUAAAAAAAUUCCGAACGAUUGCGCAUGUAAAAAAGUGAUUGUUUGGGGUAAUAACUUUUUUCUAGCUUGACCGUCAAUCAGAUAUGUAGGAAACAAUAAACCAUAAAACUUCAAUAUAUUACCAGUUGUCCGAAGAAAUUUUGAUUUAGUCGAGUUGCUAAGCUUUACACGGAAGUAUCUCACUAUUAGUUGGACUAAUCGUAAGCUCAACAAAAAUAAAAGAAAUUUAUGAAGUUGCAACAGUUUAUAUCGUUGUUCGGUGAAUAUUAGUGACCGUUAAAUUAGAAUGUGGUUGCCUUUGCAUAGAGAAGUCUCAGUAAGCAUAACAAUAAACACAAAAAUCAAUAAAGCUUGGCGACUGAGUAAAAUUUAAACGUAAAAAGGAAGUGAUUCAUGAAAAACUAGUGACAUGUUUAAUGUGUUGUUGACUAUAAGAAAUAGAAGUGCCAGUCAAACCGUUGGUUAGUGCUGAGAAAAUGGUGGUUAGAUCAUUGAGUCAAUCUAGUCUUAAUAAACUUACGGAUAAAUCUUCCAAUAAAAUAAUGAAUCGAAACCGUCGCUCACCAAGUUCUCCCGCUCAAAAGCCACCGUCACGAUCGCGAAGUAUGAAUGGACUGCGCAGCCUGAGUCCGUCGAAAAUGAAUGGCUCGUUGAAGUCGAGGGGAUCGUCCAGAGGAAAUGAAAAAUCCGAAUUCGAUUACGCUGAGACAAUAGCAACAAGAUCCACCGACAGUGCUCCAUCGACACCAGAGGAUAACAUAAAUGUGGUCGUACGAGUGAGGCCAUUAAAUGACAAAGAACAUAGAUCAAACGAUCCAAUGGUGGUACAGUUUCCUGGCAGUGGACAAAUAUUGUGCGAUGGUAUACCCGGCGGCCCUAGUGGUGGUCAGAAACCGAAACUUUUCGGAUACAACGUUGUAUUCGAACCGGGUGCUUCACAAGAUGAUGUACUGCAGUACUCAGGAAUCAAGCGUAUCAUUGAAAUGGCCAUCGAAGGUUUCAGUUGUACAGCAUUUUGUUACGGGCAAACCGGAAGUGGAAAGACUCACACACUGACGGGACCGCCAGACUUGUUUUUUGGUAAAAAGCCGGAUCCUAGCGAUGAUCGACAUGGAUUGGUGUUCCGAGCAUUUUUAUAUCUCUUCCAAUUGCUUCAGGAGCGAAAAGAUACGAAUUUUGUGUUGAAAGCAUCGUUUCUGGAAAUUUAUAAUGAAAAGGUAAUCGAUCUGUUAAAUGCUGGCUCGGCAAGGAAACCACUAGCGGUUAGAUGGUCGAAAAAGUCCCGAGGAUUUUUUGUCGAAAAUCUAUUCACCGUUGAUUGCGAAGAGCUAGACGAUCUGCUAGCAGUGUUAGAAGAAGGAAUGCGUAAUCGUUCAGUUGGCUCACACCGUAUGAACGACUAUUCAUCGAGAAGUCAUACAAUAUUGAGCGUACAUAUCACAUCGGAACUGCAAGCGGAAAAUGGAGUUUUUAUAUCGAAACAGGGGAAAAUCAAUUUUGUCGAUUUGGCGGGAAGUGAAAUGACGAAAAAAACGAAUAGUGAAGGGAAAACGUUGGAGGAGGCAAACAAUAUCAAUAAAAGCUUGAUGGUUUUAGGCUAUUGCAUAGCAUCGUUGAGUGAUUCGAAAAAACGUAACGGUCACAUACCGUACCGAGACAGUAAGCUAACUAAAUUGCUGGCCGACAGUCUAGCCGGAAAUGGUGUCACAUUGAUGAUUGCCUGCGUAUCACCGGCCAAAUCGAACAUAUCCGAGACAUUGAAUACUCUACGUUAUGCGGCUCGAGCGAAAAAAAUUCGCACGAAACCGAUUAUCGUGAUGGAUCCACGAGAGGCGUUAAUAUUGAGCUUAAAGCGGGAAAUUAAGUCACUUCAACUGGAAAACGACCACUUAAAAUCAGCCCUUAAUUUACAUUCUGAAAUAUUCGACAACAAUGCUCUGCUAGACAUCAACCAGGAUCGCAAAGUUAUACCUUCGGCACCAGCAGUCGAUUUGGAAAAAAUGUCCGAAUUGGAGAUUGCCGAAAUCGUUGAACUAGUCAAAUUGUAUGUUACGGAAAAUGAGGCGUUGCGUAAUGAGAACACGGAACUGUUCAACACCAGAGAUAUGAUACUUCGUGACCAAGAGGUCGUUUGCCGUGAGAACGAACGACUCUUGAAGAAACUGGAAGAAGUGAAUUUUGUUUGCUGUCGAUCACCCAUUAUACCCGCACGUCCAGCCUUCUCAUCAGAAAUGUUAAAUAUGUCGACAGGUAGCGACACAGAUUCUAAUAUUUGGACUAAUCCGUUGAACGCGAGCACGGACAACGUAUCUACGCAAAAAUCCGAGCUAUUGGAUGGUCGUGUGUCUUCCAACGAAAAUCGGAUACCCGAUACAAUUCAAAAAGAGCUCGACCGACGAAGAAUCGGCGACAGCAUCACAAGCAUUGCAAACAGUUUGCGCCGAAAUAAUUCCUGGGACAACCAACAGACAGUUAUGCGAAAAGUCACAUCGAAGGGAUCUACCGAUUCGAAGACCAAUAGCCCAAAAUUGGUUGAAUUAAAUCGACUGUCUACACCGAAGCGUUCCGUUUCUGACAUGUCUUCAAAAUAUUCCUCACUUGGACGAGACACUGUAACCGAAAGGCCUUCCUCAGCAAUGCAAUCUGACGAUCAAAUUCUGAACGAUGUCCGUAAAAGUGGUACGAACAUUUCAACGCGACCCCGAUCUGGUGUGCGUCAUCUUUCCGACAAUUCUUCCGAACUGAAACGUGACCUAUUUGGCAGUCUUGUUUCACUCAAUGAUCCAUCCAAUGAGACACAUUGAUUAGAUUGCAUUGCUGAAAUGUAAGUUAGUUUGCGAGGUUCCUUUCGUACGUAACCUAGAAUCGCAUGAUUUGAUUUUGUUUAGACCAGUGUCUAUAGUGUAGACCAUUUGUAAAAUGUAAAACUAUAGAGAGUAGUAUUAGUGAACACUGUUUUAUCGUAGAAUUUAGAAUUUGAAUUGUGUUGAGAGUGAUUUACCAAAAAUCUAAAAAACAAAACUGUCGAAUUGAAACUUAGUCUUAUUGUAUCGAUUGAGUCCUGAUAUUCCUCAAGUGUGUUGGCAACAUAAACAAUACUUUUAAAGCUCGUCGAUGCCUUUCCACAAUUUCACUUGUAUCCCUAAUACUGCCACAGCAACACACAUGGAGAAUAACAGUGUUGGUUCCACAUUCAAUAGAUUAAUCUGAUUUUUCCUAAAGGUAGUGUGAUAAUAAGGUGAUAAGUAAUGAACAUAUCUUCCAUAAGACAGCUGGAAGGUACAUCGUUACCAUUUCAGAGAUGCAAAGCUCGGAACCGGUCAGGUCCACCUCAUCUUACCAGAUAUGUGAUUGAUGUGGACCUGAUUUUAUAAUUUUUGAUAAAUCCCUGAACUGAUCACUGACCUUUUCCGAGACGGAAUUUAAUUUUGUCGAUGUGGAGUGUGUCUUCAAUUUGGUUGCUAUAUCGUUGAAAGUAUGCAAAUGUU